ACUGCAACUCUACACGCAAAGUUCCUAGCAAGGUGGAGUCGUUUGGAGGAAAAAUUAAGUGUUUAAACUUGCGAGCUCAACCUGUAGCCCAAACCGGUAACGAGUUCGACUGUGAAGAACUUGGGUACCGUAUCCAUGAUAUCCUGGCGCAAAUUACUUUCGUUGUCGAAAAUUGGGAAUUAUGUGCGUGUGAUGUUAACUCUUCUGUGAUAGUUUAUGUGGAAAGAAUGUUCAGCCAAUUCUCGUAAAGUUAGCAGCAGUACGACGAAUUGAGUGCAAGAUUUGAUACAUAAAAUUGAAUUAUGAUACUCCGAUUUUAAAGUGACCUACCAAUGGUUCAAUACUAAUAAUCGCGCGUGUUAAUAGCCAUAAAGAAUUUUAAUGUUGUCAAACUGAGUUUUCGUGUGUUUUGGUGUUUUAUGUGUGAAAAAGAGAACACUCAGUAGUUCGUGGAAUGACAGAGGAACAUAAAAAACCACAAAAGCCCAAACAACAAAGCUGCACUGGUGUUAGUGUCUGUUAAUUGGUUGAUUGCGAGACAAAACAUUGAGAGCCCCAGUUACUCAGACGCUCAGGUGCUCCACUCUCGUUCGUGCAAGGUUUAGGUGGAGCCGUCUGUGCAAAAGUUUAUCAUUUUAAUGCGAAUCUUAUCAUCGUUAGGGUCGGAGGAUAUCUUCUGUAAGUUCGACGGCAGCGGUUUCUGAAGGUGUGUGUUUGUGUGGAUGAUUCUUCAGCCGGGAAUUCGAUUGGUUGUUAUUCGAGGGGAUCACUAGCUCUAGUGAUAAGUGAUUUAUAGUUGCGCUUUUUUGUAGUGAUAUCGGAAAAGUGUAUCAACUACGCUAGCGAAUAAGUGUGAGAGUGUGCAUUAAAUCUUUGAACCGAUUGUGAUACAUCAACGAAAUAUUCCAAGUUUAGCAAUCUGUAUACAGAACAUAUAUUGUUGGAUCGUGCCAAAUUCAUAAUCUGUGAACUGUGAACUUCACUUACGUUAAACUUCGUACCCAGUGCGUUUAGUGAAAAGUUAAAAACCAAUUAGUGUCUAACAAUGGAAGAUGACAAUAAAAAACCGUACAAGAUCAAAGACGUCACUCGCACAAUCAGGAAAGCGGUCGUUGCCAGUUCCCUAGAGGAACUCCGUACGAAAGCGGCGGCAAAGUUCGGACGCGCAGACCUCCCAAAUAUCCACUGGGACUCCGAUGGGACCGAAAUCGAUGACGAGGAAUACUUCCAAUCGCUGGAACCCGAGACCGAGCUGAUAGCGGCUUUCACCAACGAAAAGUGGAUUGACCCGACGCAAUACGUAUCCAUAACGACCCAGAAGGAAUCGGAUGACACCACCGAUAGCCCCGAGGUGGAACGAAUACACCUCACCAAGCUGGUGGCCCAGAUGAAGUCGAACCUGUGCAACGUGUCGGUGCUGAACGAGCCGGAUCUGGAACUGCUGUCCAACAUGGAUCCCAACUCGGUGGCGGACAUCACCGGGCGGGACUUUAUCGAGCAGCUGAAGGAAGCAUCAGGCAGAAUCCUGUUUGAAAGGCGACAGGCUCUUGACGCAAUUGAGCUGCUAAAGAUGAUCGCCAAGCAGAAGGCUGCCAUUCCGAGUGUCGUACACAAUAUACCCGGUGGUGAACCAUCGCACGACAACGCUAAUGACAAUGAGUACGACAUGGAGGGUGGCGAACAGUGUCGAACCAAUCCUGGCGAUGAUGAUGAUGAUGAGGAUGGCCGUUGUCCUCCCCCGGAUGAAAUCGACAGUGCUAACAACAAGAGCAGCGGCACCGCUAACAGUAGUAAGCAAAUUACCCUCGAGCUAGAUCCCCGAACACUAGCCACUUUCCAUCAGCAGCAGAAGCAGUGUAGUGCAAACGCUUCGAAUAACAAUCCCUCGGACACGGCCACAACAGCCGUCACAACCGAAGCAGAUAAUGCUUCCUCGGAUAGCCCCAACCGGUGUGAAAUGUCGAAUAUUUGAUAUUUGGUUUAUCAGAUCAGUUUCUGUCACAAGUAAGAUUCAUUCAAUUGCUCACAUGUAAUAACAGCAUUUGCGUAAACACGGCUAAAUUGUUGAACAGACUCUUGUUGGUAAUUUGACCCUGGGACAUCACUGAAAAAAACUGAAGACGGGGUCAACAUUUUUGAACAAUUGAAAACUCUAUGAUGUUGAUAAAUGAGAACUAGGAAGUUUUAUAACUAGUAAGAUUUAGGGAAAAAAAAUACAAUACAGAGAAUGUAACAGAACUGUAAAAAAUCUCUGCCCAUACAGAUUGCCUUAAUUUAGUUGAGUAAUAAUAAACGAAAAACCAAAUUUAGUCAUGUCCAAUCAGAAGCUGUCUUUGCCGUUGUGCUGAGAACCGCAACUUAUCUAUUAAAAUCUCACCUUAACACGAAAGGCGCGUUUUCGCUUGAUCGAUGUGCUCAUUAGUUUGAACAAAUAGGUACCAUCCACGAAGUUUUGUUUAAGUUGCACUCAUGAAUCAUUUAUUCUGCCGCCUGGUGUCAUCCACGCCAGACGUCGCGUUAAUCUUUCGGGCAUGUUUUAUGAUUCCACCAGCAUAACUUUCACACGUUAUUUUUAUGUUUCGCUUUUUUUUCGUCCCCAAAAAAAUAUGGCUCAUGUUGUUGUUGCAGAGCAAGCACCGAAUGCGAGGCCAAAGACGACCUUGCAAUUAAAAUAUUUACACCCCCACUCGGCCAGCCCGGUUCGUCAACAGCAAUGGACGGGACCGUCUGCCGGUUGGCGACGAAGUUAGGCUGGAAAUGUAGACCAAAAUUUAUUUGUUGUUGGCACUGCAGGAAGAAGGAUACGGCUGCAAAGAUUGAUGUUCUCCGGAAUAUGGGAUAAUGUAUUCGUAGUUGGUGCCCCCGAGGACUUCAACAGGUUACAAAUAACAUUGUUACCCCGUUAUCUACUGCGAAACAACUUAGGAGUGAAUUCAUGAAGAUGUUGAGAGAGAGAAAGUUCACACGGAAAUUAAUUUUGAAGCUGAACUGAAAAUAAAUUAGGGGCAUAUUUCGAAACUUAUUCUCUUCUGAAUUAUAAACACACAAGGUGCAGCCAAGAGGAUGGAAAAGAUUAUCACCCAGACGGUCACAUUAACAGAAGCACUAUUUUCAACGUAGUCGUUUCUAUUAUCAUUUUCAUUUGAAAAUUAGGUCUUCGUACCGAUUAUUUUUAUUGUUUUAUCCUAUCUAUUUUAUUUUUAUUUAGGCUCAUUAACACUUUACAGUGAUGGGCGCAAAAAAUCCACCCCAUUCGAAAUCAAAGUGUUCCCAUAUUGAAAGUUUUUCAAACUUUUCGGUAUUCCUGUAAAAUUAGGUGAUUAAUAGACCAUUUUGUCAUUUCAGUAUCGUUGAUUCGUUAUUUUAUAAAAACAAAAAAAAAUCCUCUUUGGUCUCAAUAACCAACGGACAACGCUUUAGCAUAAUCUUCACGACGUUCCGGAGGUUUUGGAGGUUCAGCUCGUUCCAAGCCUUCUUCAACGCAGCAAAAUAGUUUUGCUUGUUCGUAACGUCAGUUUUGUCCACCUUAUUGUCAACAUCACCCAUAACUUCUCAAUAGGAUUCAUGUCGGAGCUUUGGUUGGUUGGUGCGAGUUCAAUGAUUUUGCAUAUUUUCAAUUAGGCAAUAUAAAAAAAUGUUUUAAAAAGAUAAAAUAAGUCUAUCAAAUACCCAUAUAUAUAAUAUAAUAAUGAUAUCCAUAACAACUCGUCCAAGAUUGUCUAGAGAGUCUUUUCUCCGUGUAAAACAACGGCGCUCAACUCCAUUGCAAUUCAGGAACAACUUGAAAAUUGUGACUCUUUCGCAACAUAUGACCGUAGUACCGAAUGCUUCGUAUACAGCCGAUAACCAAGAGUAUCUUGUUGGAUUGAUGGACUUGCUAUCAAAGCGGCGAGAAGAAUGUUCUGCCCAGAAAUUGAUGGACAGUGACAGUGACAACUUUAGGGGGGGUAGGGGUUACGAAAAUGUUCACGCUUGUCCACGGUGAGGGGGAGGGGGUUUUGAUAAUGUCCACGUGGAUACGUUAAGUAAUUUUGUCAAGUAAAACAUUCAAGUUAAUAGUCAAAAUUGAAUGCGAUCUGGUUUGUAUUUACACGAUUUUUUGAACUUCACGCCCGCCCUGAGUACUCAGUAUUCAUCAAUAAAAAGACUGAACUGCCUGAGAGUGCUGCUCGGUCAAACAUCCAUAUUUCCUGAAAUGUAUAUUCUGAAAGUAUAUGAACUAGGAUCCAUCAAUUUAUUCCAAUCGGUAAUAGAGCGCCAUUAAAUCCGUCAGGAUAGAGACACCCAAUAACACAAAGAAUGUUGGACUGUUUGGUUUUUUUUCUGUUUGGUUUGGUUUUUUUUCGAGAACUCUCAAGGAUUUCUGAACAUUGAAACGAACAACAAAUGCAAUGUUGUUAUUCUUCAUUGAUGUUUGAUAAUUUUUAUAAUACGCUUCUUUUGAGUUGUCUGGAAAGUUCAUGCUGCUACUGCUGAUUAAUUUAAAGAAAAGAUUAAUCCUUGAUGCACAUGAAUUAGUAGAUUCGCUACAGAUGUCAAAAAUCACCGUUCAUGAGAGACAAAACAUCAGGAAAAGCGCUACAAUGCAUGGACUACAUAUUAACCCAUAUUACGGAACCCGAUCUGAUUUGACAUAUCGCAAUCCGAAUGAAAUAAACUUUCACGUUCACGUUCAAGGUUGCAACAUUUGCACAAUCCGAUAGGAUUUGACUCGAUUAGAUUAAGGGGAUAGAGACACGAAUUUCGGACGUUUCUUCGAGCUCCGAAAAAGUAAAACGAAGAAUAUUUUUACCAUCCAUUAUAUCACUAUUUGUUUAUCUAUCUUCCAACAAUAGAACAAGAAUUGAAUGGAAAAAAAUAUAUCCAUAAUUAGAAGCUGAUCAAAGAAAAGUUGUGCCAUGGGGUACACGAUUCGAGCCCUUCUGAUUAUCUGAAACAAACAAAUCGAGCAGAUUCUGCAUCAGUAAAAUUGCCACUAUCGCACGAACCUCGGACAAGUCAACAAUGUGUUUUUUGACAAAAUGGCGGAAAUUUGAAGGAAAAAAUACUGUUUAAAACAUUUUUUUAAGCUUCUUGAUUUUGACGUAGGACUACGUCUAACCGGAAGAUAUAGGGGGUGAAAUGGAAAUCUAGGCACUGAACAAGUAGGAAAAAAUGCAAGAUUUGGAACGCUUAUAACUCGAGCAUUUCUCAAUAGAUCGCAAAGGUUUUUGCAUCAAUUGAUAGGAAAUAUAUCUACGCAUCUAUCAUAACGAAUAACAUUGCAUUUUUCUUGAGAUAAAUAAUUGAAUAAUUGUCAAAUAUCAAGCAUUGUCAAAAUGCACUAUGUGUCCAUUUUUGAUUGGUCCAUUUUGUGCUCCUCAUAUUGUACCGACCAAAACGGGCAACCAGAGCAGCAGCGAAAUAGAAUGAAGCACGAUUGGAAAGGAAAAAGAAAAAAUGAACGAAACAUUGGUCGCAGUCUCACACAUGCGUAAUUCUCGAGCCAGCCAGUCAGCUUAAAAAUCCCCGCUCCGCUGCCGUAACGAUCAUUCUUUGUGUGGACACCGACUGGACAACAUCGUUGCUGGACGAGCUGGACGGCGAGGGAUCGAGUGCCUUUCUCAAGGCAAGAGGGCGGAGGUGGUAGCGCUGGAGUAGAGUAGAGUAGAGUUUUCAAAGGGCCUUUCUCAAGGCUAGAGACGAAUGAACUGCAAAAGUUUAAAGUCUCUAUAAUACAAUACCUUCCUUCCUUCCGUAACGAUCAUUCUCAUUCAAACCGUACACCACAUCGGUUCGCAUCACAACACAUCAACAAACCAACCCAAGCAGCCAUGUCUGGACAUGGCAAAGGAGGAAAAGUGAAGGGAAAGGCAAAAUUCCGAUCGAACCGUGUUGGUCUGGAGUUCCCCAUAAGGGUAGCUAGGCCGAGCGCGUUAGUACCAGUGCACCAGUCCACCUAGUCGGCGUUAUAUAGUUUCGGCCGCCGAAGUGAUCGAGUUAGCUGGCAAAGCUGCUCGCGACGAUAAGAAAACCCGUAUUCGGAACAGAACACAUUCGGUUCGGUGGACAUCAAGACAACAGGCAGUUGCAGCGAGUGGCGAGUGGCAAACGCAAUCGCAAAACGGCAUCAGGUAGCAGAAGAAAAACGUUUGUUCUUUAUACAAACUGCUUUGGUGGCAAAUCCAGAACAAGGCGGCAUCGAGGGCGCUCGAAAUGGUUUUUUUCAAAACCACGAGUACUAAGUUUUCUAAAUUGGAACCAUUCCAUAAAACACGGCGCUUUUCAGGGCCAUUAAACCUUCCAAAAAAGAGUUUAGGAAAUACAGUUCAAUGCUUUCUAAAACAUUAUCCAAAAUAAUAAUAAAACACAAAUUGAUUUUUUCAUAAUUUGUUUGCCAGGAUAUGAUGAGUAUGUGAAUUUGGCAGUUGUUCUGAGCUUAUUGAUUUUCACCAAUUCUUAAAUUGCGCUAGAGUAUAAAGCACGCGGACCCCAAAAAAAUAUCUUAUUUUCUUUCAAACCGUAAACCCGUGUGGUUGUACGGCAUCGGCAUCGUGGACGUAACAAAGGAGGACAAGUUAAGGGAAAGGCAAAGUCUCACUCGAACCGUGCAGAUCUCCAGUUCCCUGUUGGCCGCAUUCACUGAUUGCUCCGCAAGGGUAACUAGGCCGAACGGAUUGGUGCCGGAGCACCAGUAUACCUAACAGCGAUUAUAGAGUUUCGGCCGUCGGAGUGCUCGAGUUGGCUGCUGCUCACGACAAUCAGAAAACACGCAUCAAGAACAGAGCAGCUUCGGUUCGGCAAGGCAACAAUUAGUUUCAGUGAGUGGCAAAGUCGCAUUAAAUGUAAUUUACUGAACAAUAUGUCACAAGCUGGAUGGGAAGAAAUUUUCCAACUGUGAAAGCUGUGGCGAGUGGCAAACGUAAUAGCUAAACAGGAAGGUUUAACCGAACAAGAUGGGAAUAUCGAGUGAUAACAAAAACACAACACCAAAGGUUCUUUUCAGAACCAUCAACAUAUUCAUGAAGAGUAAACAGUAAACUAAUCCAUUUUUCAGGUAGAUAGGUAGGUAUUCACGUAGGAGAAGAAAAUAAAACAAUAUAUUUAAAAUAUAUAUUUAACAAAAGCUGUCCCCUUUGUAUAGUCCUACGUCACUUCGGUUAUGUCCCCGACAUUACCCACCCGUCUUUUUUUUUUAAAUAGUAAAGUUACGAAAUUAUGAUUUUUAUAGGUUCAUGCGAUAGAGAGAUGCAUACAAAUUGUAUUCAUAUAAACAUAGAUCGGAUAAGUAGAACUUGAGAUAUCGUGUAAGCCAGUUUGAAAAAAACAUGUUUCGAGAAAAACGUGUUUGAAGUUAAUUGUUAUGGCCGUACUAGAUUAGAUCUCGUAUCACUAAAACGGCUAUUCCUUGGUAAAUAAUGAGAUUUUCGAAAAGUCUCUUCUAUGGUAUAUUUUCAAAUGUCUAAAUUUGAGAAAUAUGAAGAAAAAAAAUUAUUUUUUUUUCAAAUUUCUAGACUAGAAUACCCUCUUAAAGAACGCAAUAUUGUGCUAAUUUCAAAUCCGACCGGACUUCGGAAUAAGGGUUUAUUUUACCGAAAAACACUUGAAGGGACUUAUCUCAAUCUGUGAUUCGUUUUCUAAACGCGACGAAAAUACAUAUUUGUGGCGAAUUAUAAAGGGCAAAUCAUUCACAAGAAUGUUGAGUUAAAAAAAAUCUUAGCAAGUGAAUGGAACUCCGAAGCAGGUUUUCGCUUGAAGAGUGUUAUGGCUGGGUCUGGUAGGACUGGAAGAAAAUCUGUAUCAUGAUGUAUGUCUACAAAAAUAUGCUUUUGGUUUUUUCCUUAGAAUCGGCACGAAUUUUUCAGGACAAUAUUUAGCAUGAUUUAACAAUUAAGGGUUGUAGGUCAACGGAUUCAUCGCCUCUAUCGAAUUUCAGCUUCAUCUAAUUUUAAUGAUAAUGUGGAUGACAUAAAUAUUGAAUUCGACUAAGAGUACACCGUCGAUGAAGCGAAAACUUUCCUCGACAGAACAGAACAAAAUUCGUUGUUCUAUAUAGCUCUUUACAUCAUCAAAAUAAGUCAGCGGGAAAGAACAUGUCAGCAGUGUAACAAUUGGUUGUCAGCAAAACAGAACCUGGACGGUAUCAACCAUCUCGUUUUUCAUAUUCACGAGCUAGAGCUAACAACUCCCCCAUUUGCAUAGUGAAUGAUGAGACUUUCCAUUUCUUCUUAGCAAUGGAUGUUAUAUUCCGAAACAUGAAAUCGCAUUAGGGACCUAACGAGGCUAAAUUGAAAAAUGAGUGGUUUGACGUAUAAUUCCUUCACAUUUCCUUCAAACCAAACAUCGUAAUAUUCAUUAAUUCACUAUUUCUAAAUUCAAUACAAAUCCAACGUUGUUUAUUUUUAUUGGCAACACUGAAAAAAUCGACUUUGUUUACAAAAUUUAUCGAAAUCACCCAAUCAGAAAUCAGAAAUUUGGUCCGUAAAAGACCCCCUAUUGUGUGUUCUUAUAUUAGGUUCCACCGGGCUGAUCGGAAGAAUGCUGCUGUUCCGGUGGCUUGUUGGCAUGUUCUUCGCAGUAUUCUUCGUGGAUCCUACUGGAAGGUGUAGUCCCAUUUUCAGCAUGGAUUCUCCCAGCUUCUCGGAAAAAAAGCGAUGUAACCUAUCGGCGAUCGAAACACGCCGACCUUACGACACGAGUUGGUUGCCGGUCAGUAUUCGACGUUCUGCAGAACAAACCGUCCAAGACUUAACCAGAAGUUAGACAAUGAAAAUCCCGCGUAACGAGAAUUCCAAUUUGGUAACUUUCUUUCUUUGGAGGAGUUUGGUUAGAACCGUCCUGCAGUACAGGCCAAUUCUAAUUCCAAGUUUGUUAUAAGUUUUCUAUGUUCCACUUGCAGCACAAGUGAUACAGAGUAACUUUGGAUUGUAAGCGGAGUGAAAGUUUCAACGUAGUAACUUCCUCACGCCGGAGGAAAACAUUUUCCGGAUGAUUGAAGACCCGAACGUUUAGAUCAUGAUACUUUGUUGUUACUAGUUCGAUAAUCGUUAGAUACUAGUUAGAUACUGAUUUUUUACAGGGUUUGCUGGUUCUUAAAUACUAAGAUAUUAAUUUGUCAGCAAUUUUGAUGUUCCUUGCUUCCCAGUGUGAAAGGAGUCACAAUUUCAUUUAAUAAUAUUGCUACCCGGAAAGCAAAGGGCGAUCAAAUUCGGUAUCCCUUCCGAAUCAGGAAUAUACGUCUAAGCUAUACUUUCUAUGUGUUAUGUUUUCUUCCAGUCGCUGAUUGGGUUGAACCGCGACGAAAUCUAAUUGCUGAUCCUAGCACAACUGACCUAUCCAUACUCGCUAAUGCGUGCGCGUAGUGAAUCAGCUCUUUGUAAUCUGAUUCCCCUCUCGGUCGGUGGCACUGCAGCGUACUCAUAUUGUUGCUUUACAGUUUGUGGAAGGGAAAUUUAACGAACGCUAACAGCUGAUAGCAGCUAGCGGCGACAUAACCAUAAUACUUAUAAUAUCGUUGACCUGCGCUAAGUUUCUCACCCCAGCCCACGAGAAACAGCCCCACACCAUGAUGCCUCCACAACCGUGCUUCAUAGUCGAUUGUAGAUGCCGGUCCUGGAGUCUCUCGUCGCUCUUCCGCCACACUCGGAGUAGACUUUCCUUAUUAAACAGUUCAAACUUGGACUCGUCCGACCAAAUAUCGCGCUUCCAGAACUCCGAACCAGCUGGACCGCACCACUGCUUACCCCAUACCUUCCAGCAAUGUUUUGUUAAAAUUCCUUACGUUGGAAGUCACGCACAAUCAAAUUUUGGAUUUGUUUUCCGCACAUUUUCCUGAAUCUUUCUCAGCGUCAAAAACACGUAAGAAAAAAUGACUGAAGAACUACGAAAAUGUUUAGCGAAUUCGUUUUUGUUCAGUUUCAACCCCAGUUCCAACCUAACUGCUGUUGGGUUCGCACUGAGAUGUUUCACGGGUUCACAACUAUACUGAACUGUCAAGUUCCGAGUAUUGAUUUGGAAAAUCUAAAAAUAAAGACUAUGAAAAUGGAAAACCUGCUGCUUUUACUUUUGUAUUGUUGGAAUCGAAAUCCAUUUUGGAUUCUGAUUUUGAAGAGUAUUAAGCUUCGAGUACUUUCAUUGGGAGGCAAAAAUAAUUGUGGAUUUUUAGGUGGAAUAAACAUGCUUUUAAAAUAAAAAAUAUGAAUAAAAUUUAACUUUUACUUAUCGAAUAUGUAUUUUAUGUGAUGAAAUAAGAGGGUUUUUUUCGAAAUUGCGAAAACAUAUAAAACAAAAACUGUUUCUGAUAAUGAUUGUAUAUUAUAAUGGUGAUUAUUUGUGGAACAAUAAGGAAAUGCAUCGACAAAUGGUUAAGUGAGUGUCAGAACUACAUGUGUUAGAUAAUCAAACAACAUAAAGUAAAAAUUUUCAUUCAAACUUUUAUAAUUUAUAUAAUUUUACUUGGUCCUUCUGAUCUGAUAGAGAAUAAUUUACCUCCCAAGCACUAUUAUCGCCACCAGACGUCGACACAAUACAUUUGUUGUACAUUUGUCGUCGCAAAUAUAAACAAAUCAGACUAUAUAACGCACACCAACAAACCGCCUCAUUCGUGAACCCGAAAACCUUUUUUUAUUACAGAGUAAGUUUGGAACUAACCUAGUUUCAAAAACGAAUUCGCUAUAUGUUUGUGUCAGAUGUGACCAGUUGUAAAAUCCGGUUAAAAUUAAAACCUUAACACAGAACAUGCAGGAAAAAAGGAAAGAUUUCGAAUGCUUAUAUUAAUUAUAUUAUUAAUAGAUCGAAUUUUUAUUAUUAUAAUUAUUAUUGUUAUAAUUAUAUUAUUAACAUUAAAAUUAAAGCCUUAACACAGAACAUGCAGAAAAAAAUGAAAGAUUUCGAAUGCUUAUAUUAACUAUAUUAUUAACAGAUCGGAAAGAUGUCUGCAUCAAUUGAUAGGAAAUAUUUCUACGCAUCUAUCACUAUUAAUAAAAUAUUAUUUUUCCUGAGAUAAGCAAUUGAAUAAUCGAAAAACGUCAAUCGCUGUCUAAACGCAAUAACUGCCACCUUUUGAUUAGCAUGAUUUACGGUUUCCCCAACACAGCCAUCAAAACCAAUAUGCCUUACAUUACAUGGCGUUUGUUCAAAUUCUUUACAUACACAUCAACGGUAGUCCCACUUCAACCUUGCGGUUAUAUCAUAGAUCAUAGAUACUGAAAUGUCAAAAUGGACUACUAGUUACCUAAUUUUGUGUAUUAUUGACUGGAAUACCGAAAAGUUCGAAAAAACUUUUAAUAUUGGGAUACUUUUAUGUCUUUUAUUUUAUGGAGAUGGAUUUUUUGUGCCCAUCACUGUAUAUGUUUUUGUGUUUUUUGUCCUGUUCUCUCCCUUCUACUCUGCCUUUUCUAACUAUCAACCAUGUCAAUUUCCACUAGACCGGUUUCUGUCCCGAACUAGUUCUGAUUCGCCAGCUCCGGUUUUGCCAGCUAUCUCAACCACUGUCGGAUUGACCACCGCUCUCCUGAACACUCCUUUCGUUGUCCGACUUGACGAACGUUACCAUCUGCUUCUUCGAUAACUUCUUCGACAACUCCACGCACCCACUUCUUCCGCUGAUCUUCGUCUACUACGAACACCACAUCUUCAACCUUCAAUUUUCUUUGAUCCUCGUACUACUUUGUUCGCCAAUUGAUUACUGGUAGGUACUCCUUCCACCAUCUUUGUCACAUCCUGUCUGUCAAGUAUUGUGAUCGCUCAGUCUCGCAAAGAUUCCACCAGAUCUACGCGCUCGACCGUAAUAUCUGCAUCCUUGACUAUACAGCGUAAAAAGUGAUUUGACGUGAUUGUAUCGAGUUCCGACUCUUCGGAAGAAUACGUGCACGGACGAGUGUUAAUCAUAUCUUCUGCUUCGGAUAACGUGGUCAGAAGAAUCUCAUCCCUUGUUUAUCGCCUCCAUAGCUUCCUUCACCGAUCGUACCAUCCUCUCUCAAGCUUCACCCAUUUUUGGAGUUCCAGAGGGAUUGAAGUGCUUCUUGAUUGUCGGUGUAGUAACACUCUCCGUAUAUUCCACGUUGAUUUUCUUCAACAUGUUGGCCAUUGAAAUUCGUCCCGUUGUCCGGGAAGAACGCGUCGGGUGAACCUCUCCUGCACAACACGCAUGUGUGCUAAGGCUAUGCACCACCUCGAGAUGCACUGCUCUCACUGCGAGGCACGUGAACAACGCAGUCCAUCUCUUUUCCAUUCUUCGAACGACCGAGACUUCCACAGGACCAAGGGAUCCGCCCCCUACCUGGCAAAACAGCCGCAAUGGUCGGGCUACUCGUUGGACUGGGAGUGGCACCAUCAAUGGGUUAUUUGGUUGACUCCGCUUGACACGACACCAGAUGCAGUUUUUCACGGCUGUGGAUUUUGCGACGAAUUGACGCAGAACUGCAUGAGUCGACACCUACAUUCGUCAGUAAAUGGUAAGAAUGUUUGAUUUUUGUCUAUUUACAAUGAUUUAAACACGCGAUUGAACCAAAGUCAUAGACAUUCCGAAAAUUUUAAGUUUGAUAAUGCAUACAGGUUAUGCUGCAGUAAAUUGCGAUGAAAUUUAUAUUAUAUUAAGUUGAUUGAUAUCAUUGACUAACGUUUGCAUUAAAAAAGGACUUUAUUAAGAUUGUUGAUAAAAAACUAAGACAGAUAAUUGAGUUUGAUAAAUUUAAAAUGAAAAAUAUUAGCUAACUUGCAAAAAAAAUUCUACGCCCUUGCGAGCGCCUUCUCGGCAGUUGACUUGAACAUUCGCCAUGGCGGACGAAAACAUGCACGUUUUUGAGUUCUUUCUUCGUUUUAUUUAUCAAUUCCUUCUCAGUUUUCGCGACAAAAUUGUUGAAGUCUUACGCUUCAGGUUUGCCCAAUAAUUCUCGAUGCGACACAGCUGGGGGACUUUGGGCGGGUUCGCCGACUUGGUACCACUUGGUACCACAUCGAUAUUCAGCCGUUACAUCUCCUCUCACGAUUGCUUUGAGUAGUGGCCCGAUGUCAGAUUCGGCCAGAACACCGCGACUUUGUCCUUAUGGUAUUUCUUGAUGAACGACGCAACUUCCGGCAGGAACUUCGUACUAUACAUUUCACCGUUCACGGCCAUUCCGGAGCUAAAAAAGAGCGGCUUUGACAUCCCCUUCUCGCUGAUUUUCAGUCACAGCAGCACCUUCUUGGGAAACUUGGUGUGUGAAAUAAACUUCGGAGCUCACUUCCUUCGUGAGGGAAGUAAAAUACGAGGUGCCCUGCCAGUCGUUGCCAUCCAGGGUGAGAUAGGUCUCGUCGUCCAUCACCACCACGUCGCGAUUCGCCGGAAAAAUCGACUUGACCAUCUUAUUCAGCCGCUGCCGCUGCCGCUUCCUGACAUGUAUGUCCAUGUUCGCCAGGUACUUUUUCACUGUUUGGCCGGAUGCACCGACCCCCCGGCCAAGCGCACCCAGCGAUGUAGCCACUUUUCCCUCUAUCUUCCUCUCCAGCAUCCUUUGGAGCUUCUCGUCGCUCAAGGUUGUCGGCCGUCCAGAACUGGGCUUUCUUUCGAUGCUCUGAUUGUUGUCCAAUAGUACCAAGAUGUUGUAGAUGCCGGAACGGUCGUAUCCGGCGUCCACAAAGUGCCGCACGAUGUUCCUUUUCGACACGGCGGGGUACCGUUUUUUGAACACGUAAACUUCUGAACGGAGUAGCUUCACUGUUUUCGCCAUCACGAACUGAUAGAGCUGUCAAUUUUUUCUGCUGACUCAUGGGUUACUAUGAUUGAUGCUGCAUAGGUAGUUUCGUCAGUGCGUGUGAAGGUAAACUCAUGAAAAAUUGGCAAUUUCUGUCCAUUUUUUUAAAUGUAAACGUUACAAUCACUCUCAUACAAUUGAUAUCUAAAAUUGAUUGAGUCGUCAUUACUUUCGUUCGUUGACACUAAUCAGCACGUGUUCAGCGCUGCUAGGUAGAUUCUAAAUUUAGAAUUUUCCAUUGUUUCCGCAUCAAGGAUAAAGAAUUUUAUCCGACACACCAUUUUCAUUUUACUCAUCUGACACGGGCUCCGAAGAAUAACGAUAUAUUAAAAGUGGAACUCAACCACGUCACUGUCCAAACAAUUCAUUCUGUUCGAAUGUUUGAGCAGAAUUAUUUGCUUCCUACUCGAAGAGCACAUUUUCCAAUACAACUAGAAAAUACAAAAGUAAUACUGACGAUUUGAACCGGCAAUGCGAAUCGUAAUUAAGAUUCUUCUUAAAAAAUGUAAAGCGGGAAGAAUUAUGUAAAAACUUCCAGGAAGGAUGAGAUCUUUUCGGGAAGGGGUUUUUCAUUCCUACAGGUCCAUAUUCUCUCUCAAAUAAAACGAAUAUGAUAGCUUCUUUUGUUACAAAAAAAUUAUAUGAGUGCCUUGUCGACACGAGUUUUCAGCUAAUAAAAAUCCAGAUCAAGGAAACUGCGAAUCACUUGCUUGGAAUGCUUUUCAAAAUAGCCACAAACGAACAGAAUAGCCAGGAGGAUGGCUUUGUUCCGACAAAGGAGGAAAUUCCCCAACCCAAAUUUGCAUUCACACCAUCGCUGCAACAAUGUACGCGGUCCUGAUGCAUGCAGAUGCUAUGUACAUCGUAUUUUGCGGCCACCGCUUGCAAGAGUUUACUACUGCCCCAAAAUUUGGAGACUUCUGUCUGGAUGAAUAUGCGUCACGUUUUUGCUCGCACCGAGUGCUCCUGCUCGUAGUGCAGCAUUGAGACCAUCUACAAACAGUUCCAAAAGUGGCCAAAUCCAGUACUCCGCUAGUAUCGAUCGUGUGUUUACGCUAGAGCAAUUCUGCAGAAUGUUAGUUUAAAACAUGCUAUUUGUUAUCGAGCCACAACGGUUUGCAUGAAAAAUACACAAACAGUGGCCAAGCCAGCUUCUGUCGAAAGCAAAAAAAACAACGUGCUUGGACAACAUCAUCAACGGAAACUUUAAGUAGAAUUCUGUAGCAAUGUUUUGAUAAGCGGAAAAUUAUGUAUUUUUUCUAGAAGGACAAACAUCAAAUUUUCAUACCAAGCAAAACGUUGAUAAACGAUUGUUUUUCAUACAAAGUAUUAUAAAGGGUCUUUUUUAGUACAACCACAAACAUAACCACGGUCGCCAGUUACGAAACCACUGCACAGGAAACAUUCCGAGCUCAAUCACUUCGCCCCAUCCAGUCGACACACGUUUAAACCUAACAGCAACCUCACACACUGUAGUAAUAAUGUUCCACAUAUUUGCUCACAGCUCCGAUUCAAUAAAACACAUUUUAAAAAUAAAUUUUAUAACAAAAUCGAAACUAAGCACACAUCCGCUAUAUUGAGCCCCGGAAUCAUUCGUAAACAUAUUAACAUUAAACAAAUACACACUCCCAUACAAACAUAACUAGAAUAACUAAUUAGUCAUUGGUAGAGAUUAUGAAAUUAAUCCAAUAAUAAAUUUUAAUACAACACAAUUACUAAACAAUUAGUGAUGAGAAAAUAAGACAGAAAUCGAUAUCGAGUAGAUUGGCAAUCGUGCUAUAUAAGCCAUUCGAUAAACGCUGAAAUGCAUAACGAGAACAACAAAUACGAUUCGGCAAACCGUGUAGGAUAGCAAAUUAACUUAGACAUAUUAGGAUGGCAGUAAAGGAAGGAACAAAGGAAAAAAAUAACAGACAGUAAGUAAAACAUUAUUCUGAUAGAUAAACAACACGAUUUUUAUCAGCACAGGCGCACUGCGAGCAUGAUGUGUUUUUUCGACUAUAGUUUAUAUGAUUGUCUACAGGAAAUGUUAAUUUAAUAAAUAAAACUAAAACAAA
Messenger RNA from Toxorhynchites rutilus septentrionalis, 15769 nucleotides. RefSeq names its product DNA fragmentation factor subunit alpha-like. Lineage: Eukaryota; Metazoa; Arthropoda; Insecta; Diptera; Culicidae. The coding region runs from base 1046 to 1972 and encodes 308 amino acids. The record is from RefSeq and is a predicted model, not a curated record. Gene Ontology annotation, biological process: apoptotic process; regulation of apoptotic process. The transcript has 5 exons.